AUGGAAACUCCACCACCUUCUUCCACCUUCCUCCUCCUUUUAUCCAUCCUUCUCAUCGCUCCGCCGCUCACCUCCGCCGCCGGCGGCCCCGGCCCCAGCUGCCGCUCCUUCUGCGGCAACAUCACCGUCGACUACCCGUUCGCCCUCCACGACGGCUGCGGCCACCCGGGUUUCCGCGACCUCCUCUUCUGCAUCAACUCCGUCCUCAUGUUCCACAUCGCCUCGGGCUCCUACCGCGUCCUCGACAUCGACUACCCUUACCGCUCCCUCACCCUCCACGACCCGCACCUCUCCACCUGCGACGACGUCGUUUUGUCCCCCACCCCGUUGGCGAACGGCUUCGUCCUCGACCCGUCUCGCUCACCGUAUUUCUCCCCUUCACCGGACAAUGUUUUCAUGCUCAUCGGCUGCUCCCCUACCUCCCCUCUCUUCCAGGGGUUCCCGGGAAAGCACCUCCCCUGCCGGAACGUCUCCGGGAUGGGUUGCGAGGAGUAUUACGGCUGCGAGGGUUGGAGCAAGCUCGGAUCCCACCGGCGGGGCUCCGAGUCCGGGUCGUACGGGUCAACCCCGCCCGAGUGCUGUGCGGUGUCGUUUGAGGCGAUCAAAGCGAUCAACCUGACGAGGCUGGAGUGUCAAGGUUACAGCAGCGCGUAUACUCUGGCGCCGCUUCGGGUCGACGGGCCCGCGGGUUGGUCGUAUGGGAUCCGGGUAAAGUAUUCGGUUCAAGGGAGCGAGGAGUUCUGUCGGGCCUGUGAGGCUACGGGCGGGUCGUGCGGGUUCGGGUCGGACGGGGAGAGGCAGCUUUGCAUGUGCCCCGGGUUUAAUUCCACUUCCAAUUGCGACAAGGGAAGUAUUGCGGAUAUGUCAGCGUCGGUGAAAAGGGAAGUGGAAUUGGAGUUCGUCAUAGCCACGUGGGCAGGACUGUUGCUGCUCGUGUUAGCAUGGAUGGCCUAG
This is a messenger RNA of Linum trigynum, 954 nucleotides long. NCBI's taxonomy places the organism in Eukaryota, Viridiplantae, Streptophyta, Magnoliopsida, Malpighiales, Linaceae. The record is from the annotation of a GenBank genome assembly.